ACUGCGUUGUUCAACUAUGUUAGCAUCUCCGACUAGAUUCGUUGCUCUACGAAACCCAUUCCGAUCGUCUAAUAAGAUUCCCAGCUUCAUUUCUCACUUCCCCAAAGGUUUUCCGCAGAAAUCUGUGAUCCGAGCUUCAGGAAACAUUCUAUCUGUAGCUGCUAUGUCGACCCCUGCCGCCGUCGCCGCCGUCGCCGCCGUCGCCGACGCCGGAAGAGGAUCGAUCACUCACGUUAUAUUCGACAUGGACGGUCUUCUUCUCGACACUGAGAAGUUUUACACGGAGGUACAAGAAAAGAUACUUGCUAGAUACAACAAAACAUUUGAUUGGUCUUUGAAAGCGAAGAUGAUGGGAAGAAAAGCGAUUGAAGCUGCCACGCUUUUCGUUGAAGAAUGUGGAAUUAGUGACUCACUUUCACCUGAGGAGUUCAUUGUAGAGAGAGAGUCUAUGUUGCAAGACCUCUUCCCCACAAGUGACCUUAUGCCAGGAGCUAGCCGACUUCUCAGACAUCUCCAUAGCAAAGGAAUCCCAAUUUGUGUGGCCACAGGUACACACACCCGACAUUUUGAUCUAAAAACACAAAGACACCGUGAGCUUUUUUCCUUAAUGCAUCACAUAGUACGCGGAGAUGAUCCAGAGGUCAAGCAAGGGAAGCCCGCUCCAGACGGCUUUCUUGCUGCAGCUAGGAGAUUUGAGGACGGUCCUGUAGAUCCACGAAAGGCUCUGGUGUUUGAAGAUGCUCCGUCCGGGGUCCUGGCAGCUAAAAACGCUGGAAUGAAUGUGAUAAUGGUACCGGAUCCAAGAUUAGAUAAGUCCUACCACGAUGUUGCGGAUCAAGUUCUAGCCUCUCUGCUAGAUUUCAAACCAGAGGAAUGGGGCUUACCUCCCUUCGAGGAUUCACAAAACUAAGACCACCGAGCUUCAGGAUAACAUUAUCCUCACGCUAACGGUACUUGAUUUUUAUUUAUGAUGAUUGAACCCCAAAUCCUGUAUUGGAAAGAGCGUUCAUAUACCAUUUAAUUGACGAUGAUAGAUUCUUAUUGGGGUAUUUUUCAUUUAUAUGAUAUGGUUUCAUGUCA
This is a messenger RNA of Eutrema salsugineum, 1080 nucleotides long. Its product is annotated as (DL)-glycerol-3-phosphatase 2. Gene Ontology annotation, biological process: glycerol biosynthetic process. The coding region runs from base 17 to 910 and encodes 297 amino acids. Gene Ontology annotation, molecular function: sn-glycerol 3-phosphatase activity. Lineage: Eukaryota; Viridiplantae; Streptophyta; Magnoliopsida; Brassicales; Brassicaceae. The record is from RefSeq and is a predicted model, not a curated record. The transcript has 6 exons.